Messenger RNA from Closterium sp. NIES-67, 3293 nucleotides. The record is from the annotation of a GenBank genome assembly. Lineage: Eukaryota; Viridiplantae; Streptophyta; Zygnematophyceae; Desmidiales; Closteriaceae.
ACAGCACACGCAUCCCUGUCUCACCAACCCGUUGUCGCGUUUCUCCGUCCCAAGCUAGAACCUAGGGCCGCCACAGAGGUCGGCAUUUGGACAUACAUUAGCCAUCGCUGCAGAAAGCUGCACUCCGUCUUUAUUUGUUUCAUUUCCCUGAAUCUGCGGUAGGCCGUUGAAAACUCCCACCAACAGCAAGCAAUGGAGCGGGCGACCGAGCUACCAAAUUAGCGACCGCGAUAGUUAUGCAGGUCAAGCGCGUACAUAAGGAUUCCGCAGCCGAUUGCUCUUUAACCCCAAAGUCGCUACGUUUCCUAUCAGCCUUCUAUCCUGUCAGCAUCCCAUUAUUCGAAUCUGCUCGACCGCCAUUGCGACAACUUGUCGUUGCGACUGCUUUCCGAAUCUCCAUUCAGUCACACUCGAUAAACGCGUUCGGACCAUCUCGGUCCUUCUAUUUCCCACCUCUAUCGAGAGUGGCUUUUCCAUCUCAUAGGCAACACGCCUGAAGAAUACAACAGUCGGCGCCCUCUACCGAUCGCGUUAUCUCUGUAUCGUCCCACAAUGGCCAGUCAUCGUCCUCUGCAUUCCCGGCGAAUCGUACUGCGCGUGCUUCUAUUCUCCGUUCUCCUCGGCUUCUCCUCGGCGUUUCGGCUUCCUUCGAAACUACCGCGCGUCUCCACCCCUUCCGCCUCAUCCUCCACCGCGCUCUACGUAGUUCGUCUCCGAGCGGCGCCUGUAGCAGCGCAAACCCUCGCCAUUGACGGAGUUUCCUUCUACGGCUCCUCUCCCAACGUCGCCCAAGCCGCGGCCGCCGAAACCGCCGCUUCUGCCGGUACAGCUGCCACCGCUGCCGCCGCCGCUUCUGGCGGCGACGUUGUCCGGCCGGCACAGGGAACGGCGGCGGUGGCGGCGGCGGCGGCGGCGGUCGGUAGCCGGUGGUCGCGCCGGCCGCGGCGGUUCGACGUGCGGUCGAAGGUGGUGCGGACGCUGGUGCGGUGGCUCGGGCAGCAGCAGCAACGAGUCGCGCGAGACGUGAACCUGCCGCUCUCCUCCGUAGUGCAUAGUUACCGCUACGUUACCAACGGGUUCGCCGCGACGCUUACAGCCGGCCAGGUCCGUCGGCUGCGCAAACAUCCGUCAGUUCUGUCGGUCCAACUGAGCCGGCGCGUGUACAAGGCGACGACCGACACGCCCACGUUCCUGCAACUGCCGAGCACGCUGUGGGCGGCGGCGGGCGGGCAGAGCGGCGCGGGGGAAGGCGUGGUGGUGGGGAUCGUCGAUACUGGCAUCUGGCCGGACCAUCCUUCCUUUGCUGACGAUGGCUCCUACUCUGCGCCGCCCAGCACGUGGCGGGGCGCAUGCCAGACCUCCGCGGACUUCCCCCGCUGCAACCGGAAGCUCAUCGGCGCGCGCUACUUCGUCUCCGGCUUCCGCCGGGCCUACGGGCGCGAGAGCCUCUCCGGGGACUGGCUCUCCGCGCGCGACGCCGACGGGCACGGGACCUGGUGCGCCAGCGCCGCCGCGGGCAACGGCAACGUGAGCGUGGCGCUCGAGCGCGGGCAGUCCGCGGGGCUGGCGAGCGGAAUGGCUCCGCGGGCACGCGUGGCGAUGUACAAGGUGUUUUGGUCGAAUUAUAACUCGGGGGGCGUGAGCGCGACGUGGGCGGACAUCGAGGCGGCCGUGAAUCGCGCCGUGGCGGACGGCGUGGACGUGAUCAGCCUGUCGCUGGGCGGGCUGGACCCCAGCGCGACCUACUUCAGCGACCUGCCUUACUUCUACGCCCAAGCGGCGGGCACAGUGGUGGUCUACGCAUCCGGCAACGAGGGCGCACCGCCCUACAGCUCGUCCAUCUACCGCACCAUUUCCAACUUCUCGCCCUUCUACCUCACUAUCGGCGCUUCCACCGUCUCCCGCCGCUACCUCACGAACCUCACUCUGGCGGACGGCACCCUGCUCACGCUAGAGGGGCUGGGAGGCGGGACUGUGAACACUCAGGGCGUGGGCAUUGUGGAUUCCCUCCUCGCUAAGCUGUCAUCCGUUACAAACUUCAAGGCGCAGAACUGCUACGGCGCGUCUCUGGACGUGGCGAAAGUCUCGGGACGGAUCCUCGUGUGCCAGUACGGCGGCGGGAUAACAAUAGACACCAAAGUAACCGAAGCAGUGGCACGGGGGGCGAGAGCGCUACUGGUGACAAAUGUACCAGAGAGCGCAAGAUACUUCCUACCCUACGAUUCCCGCCUGCCAGUGAUGUAUGUGGACGCUGCUGCAGCCACCACCAUCCGCGCGUUCAUCAGGUCCCAGACCGCCCCCACUGCCAGCCUGGCCUCCUCCUAUGUAACCGACAACUCCGCUGCGGUUGCUCCGGUUACCGCCUCGUUCACCUCUGCGGGGCCUGUGGCCAAUCCUUCUGUUGCCGUUGCCGCCUCCUACCCCACGAACGACAUCUUGAAGCCGGACGUCAUUGCACCAGGUGUGUCUCUCUGGGGAGCGUGGCGGGGCGCAUCUCUCGCCAUGAAGGCGACUGCUCAGUUUGACAUGAUUUCCGGCACCUCCAUGGCCACGCCUCAUGUGGCCGGGAUCUCUGCUCUCCUGAUGCAGCGGAACCCCACAUGGACUGCCGCCCAAGUUAUGUCUGCAAUCAUGACCACCGCCAGCACGACCAACAACCUUGGGAAUCCCAUCACCACGUCAUCUGGAGCAGCUGCCACCCCCUUUGACAUGGGCCAGGGGCAUGUGAACCCAGAGAAGCUUCUUGAUCCGGGCUUGACUUACCCUGCUGCCGCUGCCCAUGUUCUGAAUUUUCUCGCCGGGCAGAGCCUCUCAAAGACACGGCUUCUUGUAUCGAGCAGAACGAAGCUCAAGGCCAUCCCGGCGUACAAUCUCAACCGGCCUCAGAUUGCAGUUUCAAGGCUCCGAGGCACAGUGAAUGUUACACGAUGGGUGGUGAACGUGGCUGGGACUGCGUCUAAUUACACGGGAGUAGUGGUGCCCCCUCAAGGCGUGAGUGUGACGCUUUAUCCGCCUUCGUUUGUGAUCGAGCCUGGCAAGACUCAGGUCUUUAUCGUGGAGCUGAAGGUUACGAAUGUGUCUUCUUCAGGCUUCUCUUUUGGCAGUCUGACUUGGAAUGAUGAAAUCGGGCACUCCGUGCGCUCGGUGAUUGCCGUGCAGCCCGCAUCCCUGUAGCAUACAAGACUCGUGUGCAUGUGUCUUCUCUGGGCAUGCUUGUUGAAGCCUACUGGCAAGGGAAGGGAGCAAUUAGUCUCCUUGUCUAUUUGCAUGUGUAAUAUAUAAUAAGGUCCCUU